This is a messenger RNA of Tachyglossus aculeatus (Australian echidna), 3913 nucleotides long. RefSeq names its product zinc finger CCCH-type containing 3 (gene ZC3H3). Lineage: Eukaryota; Metazoa; Chordata; Mammalia; Monotremata; Tachyglossidae. The transcript is spliced from 12 exons. The record is from RefSeq and is a predicted model, not a curated record. Gene Ontology annotation, cellular component: nucleus. Gene Ontology annotation, molecular function: metal ion binding. Bases 1 to 2670 code for a protein of 889 amino acids.
AUGGAGGAGAGGGAGCAGCUGCGCCGACAGAUCCGGAUCCUGCAGGGCCUCAUCGACGACUACAAGAACGUCCACGGGAACUCCCGGACUCCGCCGGCAGCCGGGCCGCGGUGGCCACCGCCCUCCUACCGCGGCCGCGGGACCUUCGGCGUGGGCUACUCUCGGCCGGCCCGGAGGGAUUUCUUCCCGCACCAGGGGCCAUCGUGGCGCAAAAAGUACUCCCUCGUGAACCGGCCUCCCGGCGCCCCGGAGCAGCCCGAGGGCGGGACGCCCCCGAGCCGGGACCGCCCAGGCCCACCCCCACCGGACCCGCGGAGGCAGGUCCAGCUCAGACCGGACCAGAACAUGGUGAUCAGGAUCCAGGCGCCUUCGGACGCCGGCUCAGCGGGUGGGUCCCGGGCGCGCCAGGAUGCUCCCCGGAGCGACCCGGGGCUGCGGAAGAAGGACGGAGAAGCCGGGGGCUCCAGCCGCGAGGAGGGGACCAGCCUGGUCUGUCGGAAGGAGAAGGGCAAACCCCGUGUCGUGAACUCCGUGGGCGGCGGGCCCGGCCGCCCCCGGGAGCCCCGUUGGACCGCCAGCGAAAAUGCCCGUGGGUUAACCCGCCAGGCGCUCCCGGCGCGGCCCCAGUCGAGCGAGGGGGAUGCUGUCGGGAAAGCCGGAUCCCGCAUCCCUGAUGCCUUAUGUUUACAGAGGCUCAGGCCCGGGAGAGAGCCGCUCCUGAAGAAUUCCCUGGCCCCGGCCACCAAAACAACGAGAGAGCCCUCCCUGCCGGGGCCCUGCAGGACUCCCAAAUUCAGGAGAACGAACUACACGUGGGUGGCUAGCACUGUGAAGGCCCCGAGGGGCCCCCCGAGGCGACCCCUCAGCCCCAGGGCCGCUGCCGAGGGGGCCCGGAAGGCUCCGUCGUCCGGGGCGGCCGACAGGCCGGUGAAACCCCAACCGAGGGCCGACCCGGGGGUCAAGCCGAGGAAGCCGGCCGCGCCGUCCAAGCCCCGGGGCUCUUCCAGCAAAUACAGGUGGAAGGCCACUGGUCUGACCCCUGCUGCGGCCGCCCCUUUCCAGUGGCGGGCGGAGGCCCCUGGGAAGUCCGACGGUCCCCCGGCCUCCCCGGACGGCGCGGAUUUUCCCGCCCCUGGCCAAGCUUCUGGGGGGCCCGGUGGAUGGAAGCCCACUUUUGGCGAAAGCGCGCUCUCGGCUUACAAGGUCAAAAGCCGCACCAAAAUCAUCAAGAGGCGAGGGAGCGUGAGCCUCCCAGUUGAUAAGAAGAGCAGCCUCUUGCCCCCUGCCACCCCCAAGGGCCACUCCAGUCUCCGGAGGAAGCCCAGUCCCCGAGCGAAAUCCAGCCCCGCGUCGAAGAGGACCCCCAACAGGGGAGCGGCGCAGGUCACCAACCACAGGCUGCGCCGGGUGCCGGCCCCCCGGGCCCACACUCCCGGGAAGGAAGGGUCCAAUUUACACACCUUCCGGAGCCCCCUGGGCAGCAAAGUGAUCAAAACCCGAUACCGGAUCGUGAAGAAGAACGUGGCAUCCUCGGCCCACCUGGAGUCUUUUGGUGCCCCCAGCCCCUCCUGGAGGACCAGGCGCUUAUCUAGCCCCAGGUCUCUGGUGGUAAACCAAAUCCGACACUCUCCUUUCGGGGGCAAAUCGCAACAGGCCCAGCAGAGAUGGAGAAGCAGAGGGUACCGCUGCAUAGGAGGCAUAAUGUACAGGGUGUCUGCCAACAAACUCUCCAAAACCUACAGCAUCCCUCUGAAGGCCAGCGAUGGGAGCACCAGAUCCCUCAGCAGAACAGGAAAGCUGGACAGUCCCAGCAGCAGCAGCAGCAGCAGCCCCGGCCAAUCUCCCAGCUGUCCAGGCCGAGCAGCCACCAGCCGCUCCAUCGCCAGCCGGGCCGUCCAACGCAGCCUGGCCAUCAUCCGCCAGGCCAGGCAGAGGAAGGAGAAGAAAAAGGACUACUGCAUGUACUACAACCGAUUUGGGAGAUGCAACCGCGGCCUCAGCUGCCCGUACAUCCACGACCCCGACAAGGUGGCCGUGUGUACCAGGUUUUUGCGGGGAACAUGUAAGAAAACCGACGGGUCGUGCCCAUUUUCCCACAAAGUUUCCAAAGACAAGAUGCCGGUGUGUUCCUACUUCCUGAAAGGCAUCUGCAGCAACAGCAACUGUCCUUACAGCCAUGUCUAUGUGUCCAGGAAGGCUGAAGUCUGCCAGGAUUUCCUCAAAGGUUACUGCCCCAUGGGAGAGAAGUGCAAGAAGAAGCACACCCUGUUGUGUCCAGACUUUGCCAAGAAGGGCAGCUGCCCAAGAGGCAGCAAGUGCAAGCUCCUGCACCGCCAACGGAAGCACCAGAGCCAGCAGCCCAGCCCCACGGACCCGCUGGACCCAAGCAUCUCGCCAGCCCAGUGGAGGAGAGCCGAGAGCGACGGGGCAGAGAGGCAGCCGGCCCCACCAUGCUGUGCCCUGGACACCCCAGGGCCCUCCUCCCCGGACAAGAAAGAGCCGUCUCAGACUGACUCAGAAGCCCCGGGCUCCAGCACCCUCCAGAAGCUGCCAUCCUUCAUCUCCCUCCAGUCCCCGGCCAACUCUCGGAGCCGGGCCCCCGUCAGAGCCAAAGGAGAGCAGAUGGGCGAGGAUACAGGGAAACCCCUGCAGAUCAAGCCGAGGCUGUGAGGUCUGGCCCUCGUCCCACCCUCCAGUGGCCACGAUGCCCCCUCAGGAACCCACCUCCGGAGCCCCCGUCGGAACAGGCCUGCUACCUACCUCACUCUCCACACUGGACCUCUGGGGCUCUCCCCACUCGAGCCAGCGCCAGACCCUAACCGCCCCCCUCCCGGCCACCCCGGGCCCCACCACCCCCGGGCGUAGCCAGUCUAGGCAAGUAGUUUUACCUUUCUGAACAAACUAAACUUUUCAUCUUUCAUCUUGUCAAUCCCAGGUCUCUUGGCCACUCUCACUCCACCCCCAGGCCCGGUCUCCCCACCCCAACCACCUGAUGCAAGUUCCAAGGGGCUGGGCUCUUUGGCCGACUCCCCCAGCGCUGUUUCCUUGAAACGGAGAGGAAAGGGGGAGGAAACUCCACCGUUGGUCCAAGAGAAUGUCCUCAGCUGCCCCAGGCAGGGUCUGGUCUCUGUGCCCUCCCCCUCCUUGCCCCUCCCUACUGUCUUCCCUCCCCCUUCCCAGACGGGGCAGCCAGAGGACAACGGUCCAUCCGUGCUGGGGCUGUGCUCAGCCUCUUCCCGGUCCCUGGAGGGAGGGAUGGGGGAUGGUGUCCAGAAGGGAAAGCCUGGGGACUGCAGCUUUCUGAGCCGGUGAAAUCUUUUGAGCCGGGAAUCUCAGCGCCUAUUCCAGCAGGGGAUGGGCGCAGGGAGGGAAAGGGGAAAGAAGGGAGGGAGGGUUCUGCCAGUCCCCCUCCUCCUGCCCAAAACCUGAGAUUCCCUUAAGGCCAGAGGGACUCUGGGUGGGAUUUUUGCUGUGAAAUUGGACAGCUAGUGACCAGAAAUGGCUUUUCACAGGAGUUUUCUUACAGUCCUCGCCUCGGGGGAAAUAUUGUACAGGUCACCGCUGGCCUCAGCUCCUCCAAGCUCAGCACUGCCCCCCAACUCACCCCCUGUUUGUAACCUGUUUUCUAGCCUGUUCUCCCCUUCCCCAGGCUCCUCCAGGCUUUUCUCUGAGCCAUGAUCUCACUGCCCGCCCCCCCCCCCCGCCCUUUUCUCCCGUCUUCUUUCCUCUCUUCCCCAUCCACGCCCACACCUUGUCUCCCUCCAUUCGUGGGGCCUAAGUCACAUUGAUAAUGGUGCUAUGGAGAGAGAGGGGCUUCCAAGAGCUCCAGGACUACCCCCCCACCCAGGUAUCUCCUGCCCCUCCCCGCCACCCCCACCCCUCUAGACCUUCUCCAGUGAUUUCGGUAUUUUAA